CCAAAUUGAUGGAGAUGAAAGCUUUAAAAAAAAGUUUAUAUAAAGAAAACAUUACUUAAAAAACAAACCCAUCAAUUAUUUAUGAAGAUCAAGUUGUGAUGCAGAGAUAUCUCUGGCAUUCCCUUGGAAAUCAAUAAGCUCAAAUUUGUGUUUGUCUUUCAUGGCCAUUUCCUUGAUUCCUUGAAUCGUUUCAGAAGAAUUUCCAAAACCAUUAUUUUUUUUUCUGGGUUCAGGGGUUGGAAGAGACGCAUAAAACCGACAGUCAUAUGACAUCGGCUGCUGCCUUUGUGGAAGGGGGAAUCCAGGAUGCCUGUGAUGAUGCUUGCAGCAUAUGCCUCGAGGAGUUUUCUGAAAACGAUCCUUCAACAAUGACUAAUUGCAAGCAUGAGUUUCACCUCCAAUGCAUUCUUGAAUGGUGCCAGAGAAGUUCGCAAUGUCCCAUGUGCUGGCAAGCCAUUAGCUUGAAGGACCCUGCAAGUCAAGAAUUGCUUCAAGCAGUCGAAAGGGAAAGAAGCUUUAGGGAUACCUCAUCAAGAAAUACCACGAUAUUUCACCAUCCCACCCUUGGUGAUUUUGAAUUGCAACAUUUACCAGUGGGUGUGAAUUAUCCUGAACUUGAAGAGCGUAUAAUACAGCACUUGGCUGCCGCCGCUGCAAUGGGAAGGGCCCACCACGCUGGUCGGAGGGAGGGACAGAGAAGAUCAUCGGCUCAAAGUAGUCCGCACUUCUUGGUGUUCUCCACUCAUCCUGGUGCUGAGGAUUCUGGUUCUGGAUCGUUGCCUCUUACUCAGGUAGCAGGGGGAACUGAUGCAGCUGCAGUCACCGUUGCUAAUCCAUCUACUCCACUAUUGUCUGGAGGAGAUGAGUUAUCCCAACGGAUAUCACCAUUUCCUUCUAGUCAAAAUACAUCUGCAUCUGGAUCCAUUGUCAAUCCAGUAAACAGACGAGGAUUUUCCUUUAAUAAUCGAAGCACCUACAGUAAUUCGUCAUCGACAAAUCAGGAGAGAAGCAGACCAUCAGAGUUACAAUCAUUUUCAGAGUCUUUAAAAUCCAGAAUUAAUGCAGUGUCCUUGAGGUACAAGGAAUCGAUCUCAAAGAGUACUAGAGGCUUGAAGGAGAGGUGGUUCUCACGCAACUCUCCUAUGCCUGCUGUCGGGAAUGAAGCUUGGAGAGAAGCGAGUGCAGGAAUUUCUAGUGUGUCUCGAAUGAUGGAGCAUCCUGAGACUGAUGAAAAUAGCAGACAAAAACAACAUUCUAUGUUGCAUCAUUCGGCUGGAUCCUCCAAUACAGAGCUACGAAACCGGGAUAACCCUUUAAGUAUUAGCCCUUCACCUUCACCCUCACCUUCACCUGCUUUGCAUGCUGCAAGUUCCCUUUCUGAUUAAUUUAUGAGAAGUCAGUUGGGCAAAUCGCAUCUAUCCUCGGCAUUUAAUCUUUGUAGGUGAGUCAGGUUAGCAUGUUUGCUUUGUAUUCAUCUUUCGCCUUUGUUUAAUUGUUUACUCAGCAAUAGAGAACAAUGAAUUUUUCAUCCACCAUUCUUCUGACUGUCCAGUUUUUGCUGGUAUCGAUCUUGUCAUGAUUCCUCAUUCAACGCACGAGUACAGGGACUUGGUGAAAUCUGCUGCAUCGACCGAACCUGUACCAUGUUAUUCCAUCACAUAUCAAUAAAUCUAAUCAUCACAGCUGAAACCAUUGCACCUUUCAGCAGAUUUAUACUUCAGCUUUAAUCUUUGUAAUCUAUUCGACUCACCAUUUUCUAUGUUUUCAGGUAGCCAAUCUCGUUUCUCCAAAAAUGGCGUGCUGAUGGAAAGAUGCCUUUGCAUUUCAGGCCAGGUGAUUUGCCAUUUACGGAUGGAUAAACUCAUUGUGCUUAAAUACGCCCAUAACAAGUCUGACAAAGAGCUUUCAUUUGCCCAGAAACCUUUUUUUUUUUAUGGAUAUAUCAUAUAUGCAUAUGUAUUCACUUAUAUGUGUGAAUUUUGUUUAAAUAUAAUUUGAUUCAGCCACCA
Hibiscus syriacus is the source of this 2009-nucleotide messenger RNA. Its product is annotated as E3 ubiquitin-protein ligase RHF2A-like. Gene Ontology annotation, molecular function: ubiquitin-protein transferase activity. The record is from RefSeq and is a predicted model, not a curated record. Bases 267 to 1385 code for a protein of 372 amino acids. Lineage: Eukaryota; Viridiplantae; Streptophyta; Magnoliopsida; Malvales; Malvaceae. The transcript has 9 exons.